GCUGAGGAGCUUCUUCUCUCUCUCCUCAGCCUGAGCCACACAGGAGCAGCUCAGCGGCUACACCGCCUCGAAAUCCGUCUGGAACACCGACACACAGCAACAUGGGCAUUAAAUUUCUGGAGGUGAUAAAACCGUUUUGUGCAGUAUUACCUGAGAUCCAGAAACCUGAGAGACGGAUUCAGUUCAGAGAGAAGGUGCUAUGGACAGCCAUCACCCUGUUCAUCUUCCUGGUGUGCUGCCAGAUUCCCUUAUUCGGUAUCAUGUCAUCAGACUCUGCAGAUCCUUUUUACUGGAUGAGAGUCAUUCUUGCUUCCAACAGAGGUACUUUGAUGGAGUUGGGUAUCUCUCCUAUCGUCACCUCGGGGCUCAUCAUGCAGCUGCUGGCUGGAGCUAAAAUCAUCGAGGUUGGAGACACGCCAAAAGACAGAGCACUGUUUAACGGCGCCCAGAAACUGUUUGGAAUGAUCAUCACCAUCGGCCAGGCUAUUGUGUAUGUGAUGACUGGCAUGUAUGGAGACCCGUCAGAGAUGGGUGCUGGCAUCUGUCUGCUCAUCAUCAUUCAGUUGUUUGUGGCUGGAUUGAUUGUGCUGCUGCUGGAUGAGUUGCUGCAGAAGGGUUAUGGUUUGGGCUCGGGUAUCUCUCUCUUCAUCGCCACCAACAUCUGUGAAACAAUCGUUUGGAAAGCCUUCAGUCCAACUACAGUCAACACGGGCAGAGGCACUGAGUUUGAGGGUGCUAUUAUUGCUCUAUUCCACUUGCUGGCCACUCGUACUGACAAAGUGCGAGCUCUGAGAGAAGCCUUCUACAGGCAGAACCUGCCCAACCUCAUGAACCUCAUCGCUACCAUCUUCGUCUUUGCCGUAGUUAUAUAUUUCCAGGGCUUCAGAGUCGAUCUACCCAUCAAGUCUGCACGUUACCGUGGCCAGUACAACACGUAUCCCAUCAAGCUUUUCUACACCUCUAACAUUCCCAUCAUCCUGCAGUCUGCGCUGGUGUCCAACCUUUACGUCAUCUCUCAGAUGCUCUCCACUCGUUUCAGUGGCAACUUCCUGGUGAACUUGCUGGGCACCUGGUCUGACGUCUCGACUGGAGGGCCAGCUCGUGCUUACCCUGUAGGCGGUCUGUGUUACUACCUCUCCCCUCCCGAGUCAUUCGGCUCAGUCCUAGAGGAUCCAGUCCAUGCCGUCAUCUACAUCAUCUUCAUGCUGGGCUCCUGUGCUUUCUUUUCAAAGACAUGGAUUGAGGUGUCUGGAUCGUCUGCCAAAGAUGUUGCAAAACAGCUUAAAGAACAGCAGAUGGUGAUGAGGGGACACAGAGACACAUCCAUGGUGCAUGAACUCAACAGGUACAUCCCCACAGCUGCAGCGUUCGGGGGACUGUGCAUAGGUGGCCUCUCUGUCAUGGCUGAUUUCCUGGGUGCCAUUGGCUCAGGAACAGGAAUUUUGCUGGCGGUCACAAUCAUCUAUCAGUACUUUGAGAUCUUUGUAAAGGAACAAAGUGAAGUCGGCAGUAUGGGUGCUCUGCUCUUCUAAACAAAACAAAACAAAAACAAAGCCCUCCACAGGCACCUUGGACCGAUACAUUUCUGUUUGUUUGUCAGUUCUUUUAUAUAAUUAUUAUUUUAUCAUAUGGACACAAUCAGUGCUCUGCCACUCCAAGGCAUUUGUGCUUCUUUUUCCAAAAGCCCUCUUCAUAGGAAUGUCCUUGUCCCUGUCUUUCUCGUGGGACAUCCAUUUCUCUCAAUCUAGUCAACCAGUACACCACCUGCUGCAUUUUAAUCGAGUCACUAAUGGUUAAAAGCACGGAUGGUUACUGUUGUGGAAUUGGCCGAAGCCAAUGAAACUGACUUGGACAUGCACAGCGUAUGUUGGUUUCCCCAAUCGAAGAUUUACACCAGUGCCAGUGUAUGUGUGGUCAGGUAACUGCAGUGUCAUGUCAUAGAGACUGUUAAUUGAUCUGAUGUAAAUAAAACCUUUUUUGACAAAAUGUUCAAACUAGGAGAGGUGCUUGUCUGUGUACCAAGAAUAGAAGAACAUGGACCGAAUUAUUUAGAUAAAGACUGUAUGGGUUUGCAAGGAAGAGGUAGCCAUGUCUUGCUCAUUUUAUCAGUUAAGACCAAGCUCUGGCUUGGAGAAUACACUUAAUUGUUGGGUUAUGUAGUAUGGAUGCAUUUCAUUUGGUGGCUUUGAUAGCCCCCAGCCCUGCAAGCUUGGUUGCUUGUACUUCCGUUCUUGUCAUAGUGUGACUCAAGUCUCAGGUUUAAAAAUUAUUAUUAUUUUUUUUUAAUUACCGUUUUAUAUUUCUGUAUUAUGUAUCAUGUCUAUAUUUUGGAGCAUUGUUUCAUGCACAUAGCAGUGUCUGCCUCCUCUUACCUAGCCAUUUUACAUGUGCAGUAACAAUAUAUUGCUAUGAAAUACAUUUCAUCAAAAGUGUGAUUUGUCUGAGGUUGAUGUCUGAGAAGAUUUUGUAUUUUUGACAACAUUUGAUGUUCGGUGAACUUGCUUCUGAAAUGAACUCUUGUCAAGACCUA
This is a messenger RNA of Ictalurus furcatus (blue catfish), 2530 nucleotides long. It is a transcript of the gene sec61a1b, whose product is annotated as SEC61 translocon subunit alpha 1, like. Gene Ontology annotation, cellular component: membrane; Sec61 translocon complex. The transcript is spliced from 12 exons. Gene Ontology annotation, molecular function: ribosome binding; signal sequence receptor activity; transmembrane protein transporter activity. The record is from RefSeq and is a predicted model, not a curated record. Lineage: Eukaryota; Metazoa; Chordata; Actinopteri; Siluriformes; Ictaluridae. Gene Ontology annotation, biological process: post-translational protein targeting to membrane, translocation; SRP-dependent cotranslational protein targeting to membrane, translocation. The coding region runs from base 102 to 1532 and encodes 476 amino acids.